This is a messenger RNA of Erinaceus europaeus (western European hedgehog), 1849 nucleotides long. It is a transcript of the gene TTC5, whose product is annotated as tetratricopeptide repeat domain 5. Lineage: Eukaryota; Metazoa; Chordata; Mammalia; Eulipotyphla; Erinaceidae. The record is from RefSeq and is a predicted model, not a curated record. The transcript is spliced from 10 exons. Gene Ontology annotation, molecular function: protein binding. Bases 45 to 1367 code for a protein of 440 amino acids.
GUGGUUAGAAAGUUGGGGGCGGAGCAGCCGAGAGUGGCUGGGAAAUGAUGGCUGAUGAAGACGAGGAAGUCCAACUGAUCGUGCAGAAAUUGCAGGAGCUGGUGGAUCAGCUGUAUUCGUUUCGAGACUGCUAUUUUGAGACACACAGUGUUGACCAUGCUGGCAGGAAGCAGCGAGAUGUGCGGGAGGAGAUGGAGAAGACUCUGCAGCAGAUGGAGGAAGUAGUGGGUUCUGUUCAGGGUGAGGCACAGGUUCUGAUGCUGACUGGGAAGGCGCUGAAUGUUACUGCUGACUAUAGCCCUAAGGCUGAGGAGCUUCUGUCAAAGGCAGUGAAACUGGAGCCCAAGCUGGUAGAAGCCUGGAACCAGCUGGGUGAAGUGUAUUGGAAGAAAGGGGACGUCGCAGCUGCUCACACCUGCUUCUCAGGAGCCCUUACCCACUGUAAGAACAAAGUUUCCCUUCAAAACCUGUCAAUGGUGCUUCGCCAGCUGCGAAAUGAUUCUGGAGAUGAACAUUCUCGGCAUGUCAUGGACAGUGUCCAACAGGCUAAGCUGGCUGUGCAGAUGGAUAUCCAUGAUGGCCGCUCCUGGUAUAUUCUAGGGAAUGCUUACCUCUCUCUUUACUUCAAUACUGGCCAGAGCCCUAAGAUCUCUCAGCAAGCACUCAGUGCCUAUGCCCAAGCAGAGAAGGUUGACAGGACAGCUUCCAGCAAUCCUGAUCUUCAUCUGAACAGGGCAACGCUACAUAAAUAUGAAGAGAAUUAUGGGGAGGCCUUGGAGGGCUUUUCCCGUGCUGCAGCCCUGGAUCCUGCCUGGCCAGAGCCCCAACAGCGAGAACAACAACUUCUGGAAUUCCUGAAUAGGUUAACCAGCCUCCUUGAGAGCAAGGGCAAGGUGAAGACCAAGAAGUUGCAGAGCAUGCUGGGAAGCUUGCGCUCAGCCCAGCUAGGCCCUUGUGGUGAUGGGCGCUAUCAGUCAGCCUCUGGACAAAAGGUGACCUUGGAACUCAAGCCGCUGAGUACUCUGCAGCCUGGGGUAAACAGUGGUGCCGUGCUGCUGGGCAAGGUGGUGUUCAGCCUCACCACGGAGGAGAAGGUCCCUUUUACAUUUGGCCUGGUAGACUCAGAUGGACCUUGCUAUGCAGUGAUGGUAUAUAAUGUGGUCCAGAGCUGGGGAGUACUCAUUGGGGACUCUGUAGCCAUCCCGGAGCCCAGCCUCCGGCAUCACCGAAUUCAGCACAAAGGAAAGGACUACACCUUCUCCAGUGUUCGAGUGGAGACGCCCCUCUUGCUGGUGGUGAAUGGAAAGCCUCAGGGCUCCAGCAGCCAGGCGGCUGCCACAGUGGCUUCACGGCCGCAGUGUGAAUGACCUGCCCUGACCUGCACGCUUGAGAGACUGGAGGCAAGGACAUAAGCUGGACUAGCCUCACCCAGUGACUUAGCUGGGAUAGGGAGAGGCCGUCGGUCUGAAGACUCUCACUUCCUCUGCCCUGCAAGACAGGUUGCAUCCCUUCCUCUUCUCCUGGUCCUAUGUUCUAGUUCUCUCAGGAACCAUACAGUCCCCUGGUCUGUCUGACCUGUCUCUUUCACCGCUCUCUCUUAUAUGCAAAGAGCAUGGGAUAGGUAGACAUGUUGGCGUCUUGCCAUGGGGACAAAAUCCUCAAGGUUUCUGUUCUUGCCUCUUUCCUGAGCCUCGUGUGUAUAUAUCAUUUCAGUAUUUAUUGCUAAAGAAGGGGCCCCCAUUUUCUAAUGGCUUUUUUUUUUUAAUUUUUAAAAUUUAGUUUCUUCCCCUUCUUUGGGGCUGGAAGAGAAUUAAAUUCAUUUGGAAAAAAAAAUGCUGUGUAUUUUGGC